Molecule: messenger RNA, 771 nt
Organism: Diaporthe citri
Lineage: Eukaryota; Fungi; Ascomycota; Sordariomycetes; Diaporthales; Diaporthaceae
Exons: 1
Coding region: 1-771 (256 amino acids)
Source: RefSeq, a predicted model, not a curated record
AUGGCUUCCACUGAAAUCCACUCCCUCCCCGUCCAAGAGCUGUACUCCAAAUGGAGUACCAGCUACGACCAAGAGCGUGCCAAUAAUCUGCGAGGCCUUGACGACACCGGACUGGAGACACUCCUUCCAAAAUUCACCUCUCUACUCGUGCAAAGCCACGGCUCAUCUACAGGCCCCCUCAGGGUUGUCGACUUUGGCUGCGGUACGGGGCGCAACACGCUCAAAUUGAUGGCGAUGCUCCCGGGCGCCGAGAUUAUCGGCCUCGACGCGACCCCUGCCAUGUUGGAAGUCGCCGAAAGACGAUGCAAUCAGGCCUCGUCUGAGCUACCUGCCAACUUGCUACCAGGGAGCCUCUCUUUCAAGGUGUACAACCCGCUUGAGAAGAAGAUGGGUGUUGGUACUCCCGUACCAGGCCAGGCCCAAGGACUGAUCAGCACUUUGGUCAUUGAGCACCUACCUAUCGCCGAGUUCUUCAAGAUGUGCAGCGAGUUUGUUGGUCCGGGCGGCUACGUCCUUGCAACCAACGCCCAUGAGGACCUCGCCCGGAUCGCGCGCGCGAGCAUCGUGGACCCGGAGACUGGGGCUCUGCUUUGGGGUGAGAGCCAUACCCACACUAACGAGGCUGUAAAGAAGGAGGGAGCAAAGUGGGGGUUUGACCUGGUGGAGAUACAGGAGGGGAUUCCGAAGGAUCCCAACAUUGUUGGACCCAUGCGAGGCCACUGGGAUGGGGUGAAAUGUUGGGUGGGUUUUGUGUUGCGUAGACAGAAUUAG